AUGAUCGUCCCCCAAACCGAAUCCAUUGCUGAGGUUUAUGCGACCGACGAGGUCUCUGCCACCUCCGUCGCCCCCCAACACCAGAAGCGCUUCAAUCAUUUGAUCUCUCAAUUUUACAAGCUCUACUCCCACCGUCCAGAUUUUGUUGCCCGCAGUCCUGGUCGUGUGAACAUCAUCGGAGAGCAUAUCGACUACAACCUAUAUGACGUCCUCCCCACCGCUGUGAGCGUCGACGUAAUUAUCGCCGUCAAGGUGGGCGUCCCCUCGACCGGCUCGGAAUCCGUCGUGAAGAUUUCCAAUGUCAAUCCGGAAAAGUUCCCCACGCGCGAGUUUACUAUACCCAAGGACUCCGAGAUCGAAAUCGACCCCAAGAAGCACGAGUGGGUGAACUACUUCAAGGCGGGAUUGUUGGGGGCAUUGAAGUUCCUGCGUAAGACCAAGGCAGAUGGCUCCUUUGUCCCCGCGAGUAUGGAGGUGCUGUUGGAUGGAAACGUGCCCCCUGGUGGUGGAAUUUCUAGCAGUGCAGCCUUUGUCUGCGCCAGUACAUUGGCGGUCCUGAAGGCCAACAACCACAAUGUCUCCAAGCAGGACUUGCUUGACCUAGCGGUUGUCUCUGAGCGCGCAGUGGGCGUGUAUUCAGGAGGUAUGGACCAAGCGGCCUCCAUCUUCUCCCGCCGAGGAUACCUCCUCUACACUCAAUUCUUCCCCAACUUUGAAGUCCAGCACGUCCCCGUCCCCAAAGCCGAAGAGGAACUUACUUUCCUGAUGGCACAAAGCUUCGUCACCUCCAACAAAGCCGAAACCGCCCCGCGCCACUACAACCUCCGCGUCGCCGAAUGCACCCUCGCCUCCGUCGUCCUCGCCGCCCAGAACGGCCUCAGACUCCCCAAGGACAGCAGCUCUCUGGGCUACAGCCUCCGCACCUUCCACAACGAGCUCAUGCGCAAGGAAGGCCGUCUCGGCGACCCCCUCGAGUACCAAAUCGACUCCGUCAUCCAGGCUACCCUGGAAACCCUCACCCAGGAACAGGGCUACACGAGGGAAGAGAUGGCCCAGCUGAUAGGCAUCACCACCCCCGAGCUUGAAGCGAAAUACCUCUCCUCGUUCCCCGUACAGGCGGAGCGCUUUCUCCUCCGCCAGCGCGCGCUGCACUGUUUCACCGAGGCCCGCCGCGUGCUAGACUUCAAGGCCUGUCUGGCCAAGGCGCAUGUCCUGGAUGACAGACGCAUCCGAUAUCUCGGUCAAUUGCUGAACGAGUCCCAGGCUUCCUGCCGCGAUGCAUAUGAUUGCAGUGCCCCGCAGGUCGAUGAGAUCUGUGAUAUUGCGCGUCGUGCCGGGACAUGGGGGAGUCGGUUGACCGGUGCGGGAUGGGGCGGUUGUACCGUUCACAUGCUACCGCAGUCCAAGGUUGAGGCCGUCACGAAGGCCCUGACAGAAGAGUACUAUUUGAAGUACUUUCCUGAUAUUAGUGAGGAGAAGCUAGCGCAGGCGAUGGUUAUCAGUAAGCCUUCUAACGGGUCAUUUCUGGUUACGGGAGCCGCCAUUUCUCAAGUCGAGAUCUGA
Messenger RNA from Aspergillus ochraceoroseus IBT 24754, 1563 nucleotides. Its product is annotated as galactokinase galE. Gene Ontology annotation, cellular component: cytoplasm; cytosol. Gene Ontology annotation, biological process: carbohydrate phosphorylation; galactose metabolic process. The record is from RefSeq and is a predicted model, not a curated record. The transcript is spliced from 3 exons. Lineage: Eukaryota; Fungi; Ascomycota; Eurotiomycetes; Eurotiales; Aspergillaceae. The coding region runs from base 1 to 1563 and encodes 520 amino acids. Gene Ontology annotation, molecular function: galactokinase activity; ATP binding.